AUGUCCUCUCAUUCCACUACUGUUCCAGUCUCUCCUGAAGACACAGUCUGGCUCCUUGACACCACCGCGUUCCCUACUCCAGCUGACGACAACGGCAAGGACCAGACACCGUUAGCAUUCGACCGCGAUGCCACCAACGCAACAUGGACCGCCGAGUUCGUCGCCUGUUUAUUCGCUCAAGACAAAUUCCGAACGAAGGCAGGAAAAUGGAUAGCUCAAAUCGCACAAGAGCUUAACCUCGCUCCAGAUGACGAAGCUGCACGACGUACUAUCGAGACACGCGUUCAGCCCUUCCUUGCCGACAUCCUUCCCUCGAAGCAGUUGUCAGUAAGGAUCAAUGGGGAUGAACAACGGGACGAGAGAACAGGAGAGGUCUUAAAGUUGGAGAGAAGUGACAGGAACGGUAUCAGUAGUUCGAGGAGGAGCUUCAAUAGACCGGUGGCAGUGGGAGAGCCUGGAGCGAAGUUGAAGUGCGUUGCGAUCACCGAGCCGGGGGAUACGAGAGACAUAGAGAUGGACGUGUUCUGUGCGAGUGCGGGAGGAUGGGGUAUCAUAUCAGAUAUCGACGACACCAUCAAAGUCUCGCAAGUCCGCGACCGAGCCGCCCUGCUUCGCAAUACCUUCGUCAACUCCCCUGAACCCACCCCAGGUUUCCCCGAAUUUUAUCAAACCCUCCAGGCCCGUCUUAACUCACCUACCUACCUCUACCUCUCCGCAUCGCCUUACAAUCUUUACCCAUUCCUUCGGUCCUUCGUACGCAAAAACUACCCACAUGGUCAAAUUAUUCUACGUGACAUGAGCUGGAUGGAUCUUUCCAGUUUCGUUGUCAAUUUAUCCGAAGGCACUCAGGACUAUAAAGUCGAUAGGAUGAAGAAAGUGCACGGGUGGCUACCGAGGAAGAGAUGGGUUGCAAUUGGGGAUAGUACGCAGACGGAUCCGGAGUCGUACGCCGAAAUAUAUAAGACGUACCCCGGGUGGAUUCAGAGGAUAUGGAUCCGGACAGUGAGAGGCGUUGACCCCGAGAAGGAAAAGCAUCUGAACAGCGCGAAACGACUCGAGAAGGCGUUUGCAGGGGUACCUAAAGAGGCUUGGAAAACUUUUGAUGAUGUAGAAGAGUUAUAUGCAGAGCUAAAUAAGAUCGAAGUAUGA
Molecule: messenger RNA, 1149 nt
Organism: Stereum hirsutum FP-91666 SS1
Lineage: Eukaryota; Fungi; Basidiomycota; Agaricomycetes; Russulales; Stereaceae
Exons: 3
Coding region: 1-1149 (382 amino acids)
Cellular component (GO): actin cortical patch
Molecular function (GO): phosphatidate phosphatase activity
Source: RefSeq, a predicted model, not a curated record